GCGGCGGCGGGCAGCCAGCGAGGAGCGAGCCCGGGCGUCCCGCCGCGCCCAGCCCAGCCCUGCCCAGCCCAGGACGCCGCCGCAGCAGCGAGCCGGGCGGGCCGGAGCGCGCCCGCUGCCCGGAGCCAUGGCCAAGACUAAUUUCAGAUGGCUCACAUGUGCUGGCGUCCUCUGUUGCUUGAUAUGGAAUGGAUUUGCCCAGCAAGGUGGAAGCGACUGCAUAAAAGCAAAUGCAAAGUCAUGUGGGGAAUGUAUACAAGCAGGACCAAACUGUGGCUGGUGUAAAAAAACAGACUUUUUGCAAGAAGGAGAGCCAACAUCUGCCCGGUGUGAUGACUUGGCAGCACUGAAGAGUAAAGGCUGCCCCAUGGAAGAUAUAGAGAAUCCCAGAGGCAGCAAACAGGUGCUCGAAAAUAGAGAAGUAACAAAUCGUAAGAAAGGUGCUGCAGAGAAGCUGAAACCAGAAGCCAUUACACAGAUCCAGCCACAGAAAUUAUCACUGCAUCUAAGAGUUGGGGAACCCCAGACAUUUUCAUUAAAAUUCAAGAGAGCUGAAGACUACCCCAUUGACCUUUAUUAUCUUAUGGACCUCUCCUAUUCUAUGAAAGAUGAUUUAGAGAAUGUGAAAAGUCUCGGAACGGCUCUGAUGUUAGAGAUGGAAAAAAUAACUUCAGACUUUCGGAUUGGCUUUGGCUCUUUUGUGGAGAAAACUGUGAUGCCUUAUAUAAGUACAACACCAGCCAAACUCAGAAAUCCUUGUACAGGGGACCAAAACUGUACAAGUCCAUUUAGCUAUAAAAAUGUGCUCAGCCUUACCAGUGAAGGAAACAAGUUCAACGAACUUGUAGGUAAACAGCAUAUUUCUGGGAACUUAGAUUCUCCUGAAGGUGGAUUUGAUGCAAUAAUGCAGGUUGCAGUUUGUGGGGAACAAAUUGGCUGGAGGAAUGUUACAAGACUAUUGGUGUUUUCCACGGAUGCUGGAUUCCACUUUGCAGGAGAUGGUAAACUUGGUGGAAUUGUUCUGCCAAAUGAUGGGAAAUGUCAUCUGGAAAAUAAUGUGUACACAAUGAGCCACUAUUACGAUUAUCCCUCUAUUGCUCAUCUGGUACAGAAACUUAGUGAGAACAAUAUUCAGACAAUCUUUGCUGUUACUGAAGAGUUUCAGGCAGUCUAUAAGGAACUGAAAAAUCUGAUACCCAAAUCAGCAGUGGGAACAUUGUCUUCAAAUUCCAGUAAUGUGAUUCAGCUGAUCAUUGAUGCAUACAAUUCCCUUUCUUCAGAGGUCAUCCUGGAAAAUACUAAGCUACCAAAAGGAGUGACAAUCAGUUACAAGUCCUUCUGCAAGAAUGGAGUGAAUGACACACAAGAAGAUGGAAGGAAGUGUUCUAACAUUUCUAUUGGAGAUGAGGUUAGAUUUGAGAUUAAUAUAACAGCUAAUGAAUGUCCAAAGAAAGAACAAAAUGAAACAAUUAAAAUUAAACCACUGGGAUUCACUGAAGAAGUUGAAAUUAAUCUCCAGUUCAUCUGUGAGUGUCAGUGUCAGAGUGAAGGAGAACCUAAUAGUCCAGCCUGCCAUGCAGGAAAUGGAACAUUUGAAUGCGGUGCGUGCAGAUGUAAUGAAGGACGUAUUGGAAGACUGUGUGAAUGUAGCACAGAUGAAGUAAAUAGUGAGGAUAUGGAUGCUUACUGCAGGAGGGAGAACAGCACAGAAAUCUGCAGUAACAAUGGAGAAUGCAUUUGUGGACAAUGUGUGUGCAAGAAAAGGGAGAACACCAAUGAAGUGUAUUCUGGCAAAUACUGUGAAUGUGACAACUUCAACUGUGAUCGGUCAAAUGGUUUAAUCUGUGGAGGAAACGGGAUCUGCAAGUGCAGAGUGUGCGAGUGCUUCCCCAACUUCACUGGCAGCGCCUGCGAUUGUUCCUUGGAUACUACACCGUGUAUGGCAUCGAAUGGGCAGAUUUGCAAUGGAAGAGGAACCUGUGAAUGUGGCACCUGUAACUGUACAGAUCCCAAAUUCCAAGGCCCCACCUGUGAAAUGUGUCAGACUUGCCUUGGUGUCUGUGCAGAGCACAAGGACUGUGUUCAGUGCAGAGCUUUCGAUAAGGGCGAGAAGAAGGAGACGUGUUCGCAGGAGUGCAUGCACUUCAACAUGACGCGCGUGGAGAGCCGCGACAAGCUGCCGCAGCCGGGCCAGCCCGACCCCCUGUCCCACUGCAAAGAGAAGGACGUGGAUGACUGCUGGUUCUACUUCACUUACUCUGUCAACUCCAAUGGUGAAGCCAAUGUCCACGUGGUGGAGACCCCAGAGUGCCCCAGUGGUCCUGACAUCAUUCCCAUUGUAGCCGGCGUGGUUGCUGGAAUUGUUCUUAUUGGACUUGCAUUAUUAUUGAUUUGGAAACUACUAAUGAUCAUUCAUGACAGAAGAGAAUUUGCUAAAUUUGAAAAGGAGAAGAUGAAUGCCAAGUGGGAUACGGGUGAAAAUCCUAUUUACAAGAGUGCAGUGACGACUGUGGUCAAUCCUAAAUAUGAGGGAAAAUGAACACUGCUUGUAUAACUUCACAACACUGUAUGCAGUAUAGCAACUUUUGUAGUCACAAUAAGAUAGAUUUAGGGCAAGCUGCAGUGAUUUUACUAAUGAAUUACAUACAGGUUUGUUUUCC
Messenger RNA from Agelaius phoeniceus (red-winged blackbird), 2660 nucleotides. RefSeq names its product integrin subunit beta 1 (gene ITGB1). The record is from RefSeq and is a predicted model, not a curated record. Lineage: Eukaryota; Metazoa; Chordata; Aves; Passeriformes; Icteridae. Gene Ontology annotation, molecular function: C-X3-C chemokine binding; integrin binding; collagen binding involved in cell-matrix adhesion. Gene Ontology annotation, biological process: integrin-mediated signaling pathway; cell-cell adhesion; cell-matrix adhesion. Gene Ontology annotation, cellular component: integrin complex; synapse; cell surface.